Messenger RNA from Dibothriocephalus latus, 555 nucleotides. NCBI's taxonomy places the organism in Eukaryota, Metazoa, Platyhelminthes, Cestoda, Diphyllobothriidea, Diphyllobothriidae. The record is from the annotation of a GenBank genome assembly.
AUGCCUGCCAUGCUGGAGGACAAGUCAAAACAGUACGAAUCCCUGCUAGUCGCGCUGUCCUCCGGCGCAGCCUACUACGUGGCUGUUUGGAUCACCUACCCCACCAGCGCGGCGCAUAUCAAUCCCAUAGUCUCCUUUUGCGUUUUUAUGAAUCGCAAGAUCCGGAUCGGUCACCUAAUCAUCUAUUGGAGUGCUCAGAUGCUGGGAUGCAUAGUCUCCACCAAGAUGGCUCUCUUUCUGGCGCCCUACCUGAAAUCCGAUGUGAAGAACUGCAUGACAAUGCCCGCGCCGAAUGUCUCGGACGCGCAGGCUCUCUGUCUGGAACUGGUCAUCGCUUUCACCUUCAUUCUGGUCUACCUGUCCACCAUCGACGAUGAACGGCCGGAGAACUGGGCGCUGUCCAGCGGAGUGAAUAUGGCUCUCGCCCUCAUGCUGAUCUACAUCAGCAAUCUCAUGGUUUCGAUGUUUGUUGUCGGACCCCUGACUGGGGCUGUGGCUGCAGUUAUCGUUUACGAUCUCCUUCUGAUGAAUGUUCCAGUGGAUGACAUGAUGUAA